Penicillium psychrosexuale is the source of this 324-nucleotide messenger RNA. RefSeq lists its product as uncharacterized. NCBI's taxonomy places the organism in Eukaryota, Fungi, Ascomycota, Eurotiomycetes, Eurotiales, Aspergillaceae. Bases 1 to 324 code for a protein of 107 amino acids. The transcript is spliced from 3 exons. The record is from RefSeq and is a predicted model, not a curated record.
AUGGCUACCAUCUUCAAAAGAUUCUAUACAGUUGUGGGAAAUGUGACUUUGGAUCAUGUGAGACAACAAAACGCCAAUGGAGCUCAUUGGGCCGAAAUCCUUGAUACUGCUACUAAGAGGGAAGAGAUCGCGGCAAGUAAAAUGCUAGGUUAUAACCCAGCAUUCACAAAGCUCCGGAUCCUAAGGGGCGCUCGUGCACACAAAUCCCACAGUGACCCAGACGAAACGCAAUAUGUGAUUUCCGCCCGGCUUUUGACUGAAAGGGAAACCCGCAUUAAGUCCUUGCAUGUGCGCGAGGAUGGAACCGUGAAGCCGAGUAAAUGA